Messenger RNA from Aspergillus saccharolyticus JOP 1030-1, 1614 nucleotides. RefSeq names its product putative ATP-dependent protease (CrgA). Lineage: Eukaryota; Fungi; Ascomycota; Eurotiomycetes; Eurotiales; Aspergillaceae. Bases 1 to 1614 code for a protein of 537 amino acids. The record is from RefSeq and is a predicted model, not a curated record. The transcript is spliced from 2 exons.
AUGAGCAACGUAGCGCCGCCAUCUGCGCCGGUACCCCAUUCAUCACCACCCAACACGAGCGAGAUAACCGAACUUCCUUCUCCAGCUCACAUCGUAAUCAAAAGUAUUCAAUGCGCCCGUUGCUCUCAGAUCUUUCGCUCGCCGCUGCGGCUUCCAUGUGGAAACUCGAUCUGUCGGUCCUGUCUCCCGCCAAUCCACGAACGUACAGGUAUAACAUACCCCGCGGACGAAGGGCGGAAGCAUGGAUUCUUAUGUCCCUGGGGGAAGACGGAUACAUGUGCUGGGGAGCAUUGCUUGGGUGACUGUGGAGCAGAUGUCUUGCUGAAUCGACUGGUCGACGUGUUCGCGGAAUCUCUGGCGGACCGCCAAGCUGGCUGGGAGGCAGGUGCGUCCACGGUGACGUGGAAAAGCUCGCGGGACGAGCCGCAUGAAAUGACUACAAAGUGCGAAACCAUCGCACUAGAUCUUCUGAAGGGCGUCUACGGUCUUAUCAAAGAGGGCCGGUUCGGCUAUGACGCGUCGGACGUGCACUAUUCGACGGACGAUGCCGCUGAGAGCUCGAGCGCGACCCGGCGCUCCUAUACAAUACUCAAGGAUGCGGUCAGGAAUGAGUUAGACUGCCAGGUGUGCUAUUCGCUUAUAUUGGACCCGUUGACGACGCCUUGUGGCCACACAUUCUGCCGCGACUGUGUGACUAUGGUAAUGGACCACAGCGAUCUUUGCCCUGUUUGUCGCCGGAAGCUGAACUUGUCCUCGACCUCCCGCAGAGAGCCUAGUAAUUCGAGAAUUAGGACUCUUUUGGAAACUCUGUUUCCCGAGCAGCUGGCGAUGCGGAAGGAGGCAACGGCUGAAGAGGCAGCUGCCGCUGACGAUGUACAGACGCUUCCCUUAUUUGUGAAUUCGCUCUCCUUCCCAACUAUGCCAACGUUCUUGCAUGUCUUCGAACCUCGAUAUCGGAUUAUGAUGCAGAGAGUCAUGGAGACGAGAGGUAAGAAGUUUGGUAUGGUCUUACACAACCGCGGAGGCCGAGCCCAGCCAGGACUAGGAAGGUCGGAGUUCAUGCAAUUUGGCACAGUCUUGAUGGUUGAUCGCUAUGAGCUUCUCCCAGAUGGAAGAAGCCUGAUAGUGGCUACUGGCGUUUCACGCUUCAAGGUAAUUGGCUCGGAGGUGGUGGACGGCUAUCAUGUUGGUAGGGUACAACGCGUGGAAGAUGUUCCUGUCACUGAAGAAGAGCGCCUGGAAUCACUAGAAACGUCGGCUGCACGGGAACAAACACUGUCAGGAGAUGCUAAUCCUACAGAGACACCAAUUGAAGUUCUCCCGACCCAGCAAUUAUUCCAGAUAGCUCAAGACUUCCUUGACGAACAACGUCGGAAGGGAGUCGCUUGGCUUCAUCCCCGUGUCUUGCUGGCAUACGGCAAUGCCCCGACAGAUCCUGCUACUUUUCCAUGGUGGCUUGCUAGCGUCUACCCUCUGUGGGAAGAUGAAAAGUACUUGCUCUUAUCUACAAGUAGUGUCAGGGAUCGACUAAAGAUUGUGGCUCGAUGGGUCCAAAAGGCGAGGUCUCGAGAAUGGCUGGCCGGUUCUCGCCCAUCUUUCUCUUCUGCCUUAUGA